Messenger RNA from Tetrahymena thermophila SB210, 1083 nucleotides. RefSeq lists its product as hypothetical. The transcript has a single exon. The record is from RefSeq and is a predicted model, not a curated record. NCBI's taxonomy places the organism in Eukaryota, Ciliophora, Oligohymenophorea, Hymenostomatida, Tetrahymenidae.
AUGAACUAAGCUAACCAAAAUUAAUUGAUUAUUAUGAAGAAUAUUCUCUUUUUGGCUAAACAAAGUGGCUAAGCCAUAUCUAGCUAAAGAAAUCUACUAAAUAAGUGGUUCUAAGAUUCUAUAAAAACCUAUAUUUUUGAGUCUUAUGCAUCUCCUCUGAUUGCAAACUACCUAAAAUUAAAAACAUCUACAGAAGUUAAGACCUUUAUCCACAAAAAAAUAGACAAAAAUAAACCAAAAUACAUGGGAAUCAUAGAAUAAUAUUUUAUUUAUAUAAAUCAAUACAAUUAAUAAGACGAGUUUAUAAACAAACUUCAAUAAAUAAUUUUGAAUCCUGAAGACAUUACUUCUAUGGAAAGUGAACUCUCUUACAAUACAAUGAAAAUUGUUAGAAAAUAGUUUGUGUGUUUGCUAAUCCUAAAAUACUUUAAAUUAUUUGGUCAACAAGAAAUGGCAUCCUUUUAUGAUUUGUGGAACACAUGCUUCCCCUAAGAACUUCAAGUUAAGAAAAAACUCUCUAAAUUUGAUAAAAAGAGUGAUAAUAAAAAGUAAAAAAUCAUUCUUAAAUAAGAUUUUGAUUAAGAUAGCUCUUUACGCUCUUCUUUAAAUUUCUAAAAUUGCAGCACUUCUCUUUCUUCUAAUAAUUAAUCAGAAAUAUCUAAUUAAAAAAUUAUCACAAUCUCGGGUACUCAGAUGAUAGAUAAUUAAAAUCAAAUAAAAUAAGACCAAAAUUUAUAAAUUAGCUAUAACUUUAAUUUUAAUUCUUAGAAAAAACCAAUAAAUAAUAGAAUAUUUGAUGAAGAGAGUUAUGAAGAAAAAUCAAUGGACCAUUAUCUGCAAUUUAAUAACUUAUCAAAUUUGUGCUAAAACGAAUAAUAACAACCUACUUAGAUUAAUUGUGAUGCAGAUUAUUUCGGUCAGUAUUAAAAUUAAUAAGAAUUUUUCUAUGUCUCAUAAGACAAAAAGUGCUUUUAAUAAUAAGAAUAUUAUGAAGAUCAACUUUACGAAAUUAACUACCCUUCAAAUUUCCAUUUUUUAUAAUAAAAUAACAACUAACACAUGAAUUAAAUUAACCAAAAUUGA